Messenger RNA from Cryptococcus wingfieldii CBS 7118, 798 nucleotides. RefSeq lists its product as hypothetical. The record is from RefSeq and is a predicted model, not a curated record. The transcript has 3 exons. The coding region runs from base 1 to 798 and encodes 265 amino acids. Lineage: Eukaryota; Fungi; Basidiomycota; Tremellomycetes; Tremellales; Cryptococcaceae.
AUGGCCACCCCCGCAGCCGAUAUCCGCCUGUACAAGAACCGCCAGUCCCCCGUCGCCCAUGUCGCUUUUGUCCACCCUGGCGAUGGCAAAGGCCGGCCAGAAACGCUCAUGAACAUACCGCUCAUCAUCGUGGCGGUGUGCGACGAAGAUACGGAUGAAGACGACAAGGACAGCUAUGCUGUAUAUCUACAUACGCAUAAACAUUCCGGUCUCGUCGAAGCCGUAUCCCAAGGGAACGGUACCUUGACAGCUUCCACCAUCAUGAUCGACGGCAUGGUCCUCUCCCCAACAGCGCACGAUCACACCUUCAACUACCGCUCCGCCACCCUCCACCUCCACAACCCCACCAUCCUCCCCUCCCCCUCCUCCCCCGAUACCCCACAACACGAAGAGAAACGCCACGCCCUCGCUGUCGUCACAGAUACCUGCACGGGGUACGAUCGCACGUCUGCAGUAGGACAGCCGAUGGACGCGAACGUAUCGGGGACGACGGUAAUCAAGUGCCGGAUCGCUGCUAUAUCGUGUAAACAGCGGUACGGCGCUUUCAAUGGAGGGCAGGAGCCGGUUCUGGAGUUUGAAGAAGGAAGCGGAGGGGAAGGGGAGAAGGCGUUCCAAGGGGUGAUACCGUGCUGGACACAGUUCGGCUCGUUGGUGGGCUUUGGGAAAGACAGGGAACAGGUGCAAGCUGUCUUUGACCAGCGGUCAACUCAAGCCAGAGCCUUCUCACACUCGGCUGCUUGGGCGGAUGAAAGUGCCGUGAUAGAAGAUCUGGGAAAGAAGCGUCCGAAAGCGUCAUGA